Molecule: messenger RNA, 1536 nt
Organism: Guillardia theta CCMP2712
Lineage: Eukaryota; Cryptophyceae; Pyrenomonadales; Geminigeraceae
Exons: 5
Biological process (GO): phosphorelay signal transduction system; phosphorylation
Molecular function (GO): phosphorelay sensor kinase activity
Source: RefSeq, a predicted model, not a curated record
AUGAACCGAGCACUGCAGAUGGCGUGUGUGGAGGCAGAAACCUCCGCCCGCCUCUCCCGUCGCUUCGUCGCCAACAUCAGCCACGAGCUUCGCACGCCCCUCAACUCGGUCAUCGCCUUCAACUCGCUCCUCCUGGACGCUGAAGAGCUCGACCCCCUCCACCGAGAGUACGUGAAGUCCUCCCUUACCUCAGCCGAGGCCCUACUGGGCAUUAUCAACCAGGUGCUCGAGUACGCGAAGCUGGAAGCGCGCGAGGACUCGGACACGGGGAAGGGGAAGGGAGACGGAGCGCCGGCGAUCGAGCUGAACAAGCAGCCGUUCCUGCUCACCGACAUCUGCGAAGAUCUCUGCGACAUCCUCUCUGCUCGCGUCAACAUGCGUAAGGUUGACUUUGCGGUGGACGUCGCGAAGCAGAAGAAGUUCGAGAUGCUGCCGGCGCUGGUGGGCGACAGCUUCCGCCUGCGCCAGUGCCUCAUCAACCUCUGCGACAACGCCAUCAAGUUCGCUCGCGACGAUCACGGGAAGGUGAUCUUGCGGAUCCACGUGGACUCGCAGGAGAAGGACCUGGCACAGCUGCGCAUCGAAGUCUGGGACAACGGGGAAGGGAUCCCCGAGGAGAAGCAGAAGCUGCUCUUCAAGCCCUUCUCGCAGGUGUCAUCGCACCUCCGCAACCACAACGGCACCGGGCUAGGCCUGGUGAUCACCAAGAGGAUCGUCAACGCCAUGGGAGGCAACGUGGAGUGCCGGAGCUCAGUGGGAGGAGGAGGCACAACCUUCACAGUGACCGUCCCCCUACCCAUUGCCAAGUCAGAGGAUGUGAAGCGGGAGGAGGCAACUCAAGAUGGUUUGAGUGGUCGUGUGCUGGUGGUGCUGCGGGAGGGGCCGGGCUUGGAGUUUGUACGAGGGCUGUGCGAGGAGUGGGGGUUGCAGAGCUCUGUCAUCUCCUUCGAGGAGAAUCCGCAUGGGCACGCGAGGGCGAUCGCGACGAGCCAGAGGCUGCUGGAGGCCCUCAAGGCGCAGGACGAGGCUGUGCUGGUCAUGGACUGCCAGGUCUACCUGCACCUCAUCGCUGACUCUCCUUCCUCUCUCGCUUCCCGUCGCCUCCUCCUCGUCGGCCACCUCGACGACCAGUCCAAGUUGCCCCCCAAGAGCAUGGCUCAGUUCGUCCUCCGGCCCAUCAAGCCCUCGCUCUUCCGCUCCAAGCUCGAGGCCGCCUUCUCCCUCACCCCUGCCCCCGUCGAGACCUCCGUGGUGAAGCCGCAGAAGCCGCAGACUGAGGCCGAGGAAGCGGCGCCGACGGGAGAAGAUCGAAUGCAGAUCCUCAUAGUGGAGGAUCACCCUGUGAACCAGAAGGUUGCGAUAGCGAUGCUGCAUAAGGCGUUAGGGAAGGACAAGGUGAACAUCGUGCUGGCGAACAACGGGCAGGAGGGGCUGGACCUGGCGACAGCGCGAGGCCAUGCCUUCGACCUCAUCCUCAUGGAUGUGCGCAUGCCCGUCAUGGAUGGCCUCGACGCUACUCGCAAGAUUCGCGAGUGG